Messenger RNA from Ostrea edulis (European flat oyster), 3597 nucleotides. RefSeq lists its product as uncharacterized. Bases 144 to 3167 code for a protein of 1007 amino acids. The transcript is spliced from 15 exons. The record is from RefSeq and is a predicted model, not a curated record. Gene Ontology annotation, biological process: rRNA processing; spliceosomal snRNP assembly. NCBI's taxonomy places the organism in Eukaryota, Metazoa, Mollusca, Bivalvia, Ostreida, Ostreidae. Gene Ontology annotation, cellular component: SMN complex.
GAUCUUCUGUGCUGUGGAGGUAAAUUAGUGGAGAACCGGCAUGAAACAUGAAAUCAACGUUUGACACCCGUCACACCGUUUGAUAAAUGAACCAACCAAUAUUAGUAUUGCCAUUAUUUAGUGAUGUUUCGUAAUUUUCAACAAUGAAUUAUUGUACCGAAUUCGCUGUUCUCCAGAGCGCUCUUCAGCUGGUCGAAAAACAGAAUCUACUCAGUGACAAAGACAAAAGAAUUGAACCUGUGUGUGUAGUAAAAAUGGCUGUACAGGAGAUUAUUCAGGGGCUGGAGGAAGAUCGUGAACCAGAGGAACAGAUUGUAUGGAACAGGAAGAUUCAUUCUGUACUUCUGUACAAGCUGCUGACUUCUUAUCAUGAGAAAUUGUCAGAAAAACGCACUGUUAGUACAGUACAGGAAGUUUCUGACGAUGUCCAGGAUGAAUGGGUGGAACCAGAGAGGAUUGAUAGUCGAGACAUCCUGACGCGCACCCUUCCUCCCAUCAGUCAUUCUCUUUACUUCAGUCUGGUGAAGGAAUGCCACUGGCAUGAAUUCUUAACAGAGACUCUUUGCCACUUGAGGGAAGACUUGUCCUGUGAGCUAAUCAGAGAUGGAUUAAGCUACACACAGCAGCAAGACGCUUACAGUAUCUGUGAUCUCAAGCUGGGAUUCUGCUUCCUUGAAUACAUGAUGACACAUUUAAUAUAUGACGAUGAGCAUGCCCAUGGAGCAUUAAGUCUUUUGUCAGAAGUACUGACUAAGUGUUGUUGUGUCAUUGAUAAUCUUCGUGAGAAUUCCGUACAACAUGAUAACAUCAGUGUUCUAACAAAUGGUUUCCAUCAAACCUCUCUGUUACUGUGUUUGUGUAACAAAGAAAAAAAUGCCCAGAGCUUACAAAAAUGGUUUCAAGGAAAUGCCAUUGGAGUCAAAAGUGGUUUCACUGGAACAAAUGUUAAUCUCAAAGUUCAUUUUGGAAAAUUUAUGAAGGAAAAUAUGUCAAAAUGCUUUCUUGACUUAAACAAUGAGGUUAUUACUUAUCUAAAGGAAAAUCUAUCCUUGAACUCUCUAAUCACUCUUUUGAUUAAGAUGAUGUCCCUAGGAGGCCAAUCACUUUGCUGUUCUUUGCUUGAUUCUUUGUCUUCAGACUCGGAAUCAAGGUUUGUUUACAUGUGUAAAACUGUGAUCCUGAUGUAUCCAGACAACCCAAAUGCCAAACCAGCCUUGAACAAGGUCCGAGUACUGUGUGAGAGCAGGAAUCUCUGCAGGCAGGUGAUACAGUCACUGUUAGGAGCAUGCGACCUUAGCAUCAAAGAUACAAGUGAAACUAUUCAUAGUUAUUUAUCCUCCAUGUUGGAAAGUGUGAAUGUUGAUGAUGAAAUUUUUCCAGAGGUUUCAAUGGCAGCAGUAAUAUGGAGAAUUCAAGAGAGGCAACCAGACUUCCAAGACUUUCUGUCGAAGAUUGUGAGGAGUCCCAUUUCUUCACUAUGGUCAUGUGAUAAAUUGCUGUCAGUGUUACAAUCUCGAUUACAGCUAAUAUCAAAUAAGGAUACGAUGCUGCACUUAUAUGAACUUGUGUGGAAAUUAAACAGCAAACUUACAGAGACUCAGUUGGAAAAGUUGGCCAAGCUGGUGUUGGACAGCUUUGGUCAGCUGGAUGUUCCCACUCGUGGUCAGCAUGUCCACCAUGUGUACAGAACAUACGGGCAGUGGCCAAAACACAGACCAGUGACCCCUCUGUCCCUCAACCAAACUUUCAACAAGCUUACCUCAGGAAUCGAUGAAAAGGUCCAGUUGGAUAUUCAAAAGGCUGCCUUACAAGAUGCUGACUUAGUGGUUAGUCAGCUGCUGGAGAGAACCGUAGGGGGCUCACAUCAGGCAGAUAUUGUAUGCUCAAUACUACAGACUCUAAGAGAACUGUGUGUUUGCCUGACAGACUCUAAUAGGAGUAUGCUCUGCUGCAGGCUGGCGACAUUUUUAACCACUCAUUCCCUCGUUCAGAAAGAACAAGAUACAAUAAUCAGAUUACUACAGAAUCUGAUGAAGCCAAUUGCUGACAAGGAGACAGUGCUUAAUCCAGAAGAACUGUAUUUAUCAGUGGUUGUACCCCAUCUCUCUCCACAAGGUCAGCAAAACUCCAAGUUGACAGUGAGGUUUGCUCUAGAUCUGGGAAUAACAUUACUUGCCGAGAUACUGCAACACGGGAAAUCAAGCAUUGAUUUGACACUGAGUCUGGUAUCAGCCGCUGAUCUACUGGAGAACUGCUGUGUUUUGUGGGAUAAUGACAAUGAAACUGUUAUCCUAAAGCAAAGAUUGAUGUCCUUUCUCGACCAGCUAAAUCAGGUUGAAGAAGGAAGGCGGGUACUUUGUGUUGAUUGGUUUCUGAAGGCCAUAACAGACUACGAUUGCACCGUGCGGUUGAUCACUCUACAGUUGUGUUUGACAGCUGAAGAGUUUCACAGUGUUUGUGAUUCUCUAUCUAUGGAUCUCCUCAAUUCAAACCAUGAUCUAGAUUACCUGAAUUUAUUGAGACUUGUUGCUGUAAGUGAGACAUUGUCCCAGGUGAUUGGAAGUUACUGUCACUCCAGGUGGAUUCUACAUGAUCAGUCUUUGUUGCUGGCUCUCUUACAGGUAGCACCUCAUCUGAUUCCAGAGGAAUGGGUUCGGUUGUUCAAGUUUCUAAGAGGCAUUGUCAAGUCUGGUCAUCUUUUUGUGUCUGUUAAAAUGUCUGGAAGUCUGCCCAUGGUAAAUUUAAAAGAGAUAUCUGAGUUUCUCUCCACAUCUCAAUUACUGGGCGAUGUUCUUCGGCUUCUGUCUCACACCCAGAGCCAGGUCUCUCCUCCUGCUGUAGAACAUUGUAUCAGGUCUGCAAUGGCUGUGUACAAGAAUGUGGUUUUGUCAGAAACAUCCACAAUAACACCACACUGUCGUAUGUUUCUGCUGACUCAAGUAUUUUCUCAUAUCACCUUGACAACAGCCCAAUUUCCCGUUGAGAUGCUCGACUCUGUGAAUAUACUGCUUUUGGACAUUGUGUGUCAAGUGGAGGAACUAUCAAAGAUUACAAUGGAUGCUCAGUGUAGAGACCAGAUGUCUAGGAUUCAGAAAACUUCCUUCUCCAUCUGUAGUACUGAUACAAGGGAUAUGGUUCAGAAAAAAAUGUUUUCUGUCUUACACUGAAAGUUCUUAACUCCAUGAAGUCCAAAAAUAAUCAUUUUCACAAUGCCAAGGCCUAAUAUUUACAUUUUCAUUGUUUGCUUUUGAUAUCUCUACAAAUUGUAAUGAUAACCAUUUCUUCAUGAAUGUGCUGUAGUUGUAAAGAGUGGGUAUAUGAAUACAGAUAAAUAUAGUACAUCUAUUUUUAACAGUUGGGAAUUCCAACAGAAAGGAAAGCAGAAUGUAAAUAUAAGAAUAAACUUCAUUUUUGAAACUGCUAACACGCUUCAUGCUGGCAUGAAACAUUACAGUUCAUACUCUUAUUUAUUUUCAAAAAUUCACAAAUAUUUCUGAAGUGGACACAAGGGAUAUGUAUUCACAAAGCCUAGUUAUUGUGAAGAUGGAAGGAUGAAUUCGUAUACAUGCAUGAUGUUAAUAAAGUGUACAAAACUAA